AUGGAAGAUAAUAAUGAUGAUGAUUUUCUAUUCAAUGAUCUAUUUCCAAUUGAAAAAAUCUCCGUUGAUUUCGAUCGGCUUUUUUCCGAUAAUCAUCAUGGUGAUGAAAAUCUUGAUUCUACUACAGAAAAACAUGGUCUUAAUGGAACAUUUCCAAGAACUUUUAUAAUUACAACAAUGAAACGAGAAACAACACCAUCAAGAAGAUGUGUUAUUGAAAAACAAAUUCACUAA
Molecule: messenger RNA, 234 nt
Organism: Rotaria sp. Silwood1
Lineage: Eukaryota; Metazoa; Rotifera; Eurotatoria; Philodinida; Philodinidae
Source: the annotation of a GenBank genome assembly